Hermetia illucens (black soldier fly) is the source of this 1104-nucleotide messenger RNA. RefSeq names its product trypsin alpha-3-like. The coding region runs from base 129 to 1049 and encodes 306 amino acids. The transcript is spliced from 7 exons. Lineage: Eukaryota; Metazoa; Arthropoda; Insecta; Diptera; Stratiomyidae. The record is from RefSeq and is a predicted model, not a curated record. Gene Ontology annotation, molecular function: serine-type endopeptidase activity. Gene Ontology annotation, biological process: proteolysis.
AUUAACAAAAUUAUUAGAUUUGUCAAAUAUUCCAAAGGGUCAUGAAGCUUUAGGAAAAACUUCUAGUUUGUAUUUUAUUAAUUUUAUUUCCUAUUAUAUUAUUUAUUUUCGUUUUCGGUGGAUAAAUUAUGUGGAUACUUAUUGGAGUCUGCACCCUUUUAUUGCAACUCUCCUCAAUAGGCGAGUGCAAGGAAGAUUCCGCUGUUCAAAAAGCUACACUUGGCCAGUUCCCAUCUAUUGUAGCCUUUGUGGAUAAGCAGACCCGUGAAAUCAAAUUCGGAGGAACGCUAGUCAGUCGAUUUUGCAUACUUUCGGCAGCUCACUGUUUUGAUUCGACUUCUCCUUCUUCGGUAUUGGCGAUGGGUGGAGACGUAAGAUCCACACCUCCAGCGGCUGCAAGUCGACAGCUGAUCGGCCUAAAGACCGUUACCCGACAUCAGAAAUAUAACGCAAAAACCUUAACUUGUGAUUACGCUCUUGUAACACUGUCAGAACCAGUCAAGGAAACGGCCUUCUUUAAAGUAGCGCCUCUAGCGAAAAUUACGCCAACCACGAAAGCUAAUUGCAAAUUAGCUGGAUGGGGAGUAGCAAGAAAGGGUCGUGCUGCCACUGGUAGGGUAUUACGAUUCUCUGCACUCUUUAUCGGGGAUACCAAUGCAUGUAGAGUUAGAAUGGCGACGAAAUUUGAUAACACUAAAUUAUGCGCUAAAGCGAGUAGAGUAUUGAGGAGUGGAGCAUUGAAGAAGAGUGGAGCAUUGAGGACUGGAGGUGACGCUUGCCAAGGUGAUUCAGGCGGUCCAUUAUAUUGCAAUGGAAAACUUGCAGGAAUUGUUUCUUCCAGACAAGGUUGCGCCAGAGCCGGUUUUGUAGGCUUAUACUCCGACGUGGCGAAGCAACGGGCAUGGAUUGAAGAGCAGAUAAAGCAAACACGAGCAUUAAGAUCUCGGAGACUGAAGGGAAUUGCCUCCAAGAUGGGAACUUCACUUAUACGUCGUCUGUUUACGGCAGCCAUAUGUGUUGUUCACUCAGUAAGAAGUGUCCUACAUUGAAAAGGGGACACAUUGUAUGCAUUUCAGUGACUUUGGAAAUAAUUUACAAAUUAGA